This is a messenger RNA of Caenorhabditis auriculariae, 1367 nucleotides long. NCBI's taxonomy places the organism in Eukaryota, Metazoa, Nematoda, Chromadorea, Rhabditida, Rhabditidae. The record is from the annotation of a GenBank genome assembly.
AUGGACUGCAAAGUUUACGUUGGUGGACUUCCCAAUGAUGCCACUUCCCAGGAGGUUAUCAAAACACUAAAAACUUAGCUAAUGAGCGUUUUCUUCCAGAUCGAAGAUGUAUUCUACCGCUUCGGACGCAUCCGCAAAGUUUGGGUAGCUCGCCGCCCGCCAGGCUUCGCUUUUGUCGAAUUCGAAGAUGGUCGGGAUGCUGAGGACGCAGUGAAGGCUCUUGAUGGAGCGUGAGUGUUAAAAAAUUGUCUUAAACAUCUCAAGUUAAAAUUUUUUCAGGCGAAUUUGCGGCGUUCGUGCACGAGUUGAAUUAUCUCAUGGACGUAGACGCAAUGGAGGAGGUGGUGGUGGUGGCCGUGGACGCAGUCGGUGAGUUGAAAAAAAAAACAAAUUUGAACUUCGUGAUUGAAUAUUUUCGAGAUUAGCUUCUAGACUCUCAGCUUCAUGAAAGGACUUGAGUUUCGAAAAAAUUUUUCAAUCAAAAAUCAUAAAUUUUCUCUCGUUAGUUUACCCUUUAUAAGCUCUCAUCCAAAUUUUAAAGAUUGAACUAUUGUCUUUAAAAUGUGGUUUAGCGGACGCCGUUCGUCCGCCAUUUCCUCGGGCUUCUCUCCCAGUUCACUUCUUUCUACUCUCUUCACCUUCGCGCGCUUGAUCCACCGCAUUGCGUUCUCCAAAAUCGCCUUCUCAACGCAUCAAAUUCUCCCUCUUCGCGUCGAAAUCACAUAAACAAAUGAUCCACACUUCAAAUGCGGCCAUCCAAUUUGACGAUUAGUUAGAGCUUCCGUGAGCCAUCCUCCCUUCCUUCCAUUCUUCCAUCGCGUCUCAACUGAAAGAGUAAGCUCAGUUGAAAAUCUAUAAACCAAUAAAAAAUUAGCUGUAUACGCCAACUCUCGUCAUGGAUCUGCAGGUUUUAAUCUUUUUUAUUUAGUUCGCCGGCAUACCGUGGAGGACGCUCUCGCUCGCGUUCUGGAUCUCGUGGACGACGUGAUCGCAGUCGCUCUCGCUCCAGGUAAAUUUUUUGAAAUACUAGUUCGAUUUAGGAAAAUAUAGUUGAGUAGAGUUAGUCUAAAAAUUUAUCCAAAGUUUAUAUCUGAUUUUUAUAAGUGAGUUCUGCAGGGGACGUCAUUCGCGCUCGAGGAGCAGGUGAGAGUUUUGCUGAUGGUUAUCAAGGGCUGGCGCUCCUGUAGUUUUUAAAUAUUUUUCAAAGUUUUCGGUUGGUUUGUUCCUUUUUACAUACUUUAUAAAAAAAGAAAUAUCGGAAUCGGAAUAUACAUUAAAUAAAUUGCAGGACUCGUUCACCACCAACCAGGAAUUCAAGAUCUCGUUCGCGCUCGAACAGUCGUUCACCAUCACCUCGCAACGACUGA